Cadophora gregata is the source of this 1221-nucleotide messenger RNA. It is a transcript of the gene COQ5, whose product is annotated as 2-hexaprenyl-6-methoxy-1,4-benzoquinone methyltransferase. Gene Ontology annotation, biological process: ubiquinone biosynthetic process. The coding region runs from base 212 to 1150 and encodes 312 amino acids. The transcript is spliced from 3 exons. The record is from RefSeq and is a predicted model, not a curated record. NCBI's taxonomy places the organism in Eukaryota, Fungi, Ascomycota, Leotiomycetes, Helotiales, Ploettnerulaceae. Gene Ontology annotation, molecular function: methyltransferase activity.
AUAAUGUAUACUAAAUGAAAAAAUGAAUUUACAUAAGCCUUUUCAAGUUUAAUUGUUGAAACUUCAAGAACCCGAAGUCAUUGUUGCCACAAGCCAAUCAGCCUAAGGCAUGGAACGAGGCUGAGAAAAUAAAGUAUCCGUUGCAACUACAGAGAAUUAUAGUCUUCAACAAGGUGAACAACCACUCGCUCCGACACAUAACACAGCUCCGAUGGCAUCUAGACCAGCCAUACGGCCAUUCCUACAGGCUGCAAAGCCUCAAUUUCGGCCGUCACAACUCAAUCGGUGUCUUUCGAACAGCACACGGAGAGCAGACUCGCCAUCGCAACCACAGUCUACGAACAAGGGAAAGACCACACACUUCGGGUUCGAAACCGUCGCAGAGGCAGAGAAAGAAGCUAGAGUGGCGGGAGUCUUCAGCAAUGUCGCAGCCUCGUACGAUACGAUGAAUGACUUCAUGUCUCUUGGGAUACACCGGUUAUGGAAAGACCACUUCGUCCGCGGCCUCAACCCGGGCUCCUCGUCAACCAGUCCCUCACCCGGCUGGAAAAUGCUCGAUAUCGCAGGCGGAACAGGAGACAUCGCGUUCAGGCUCCUCGAUCACGCAACGAACAUUAAUAAUUCCCCUCAAUCUACCAUCACCAUCUCCGACAUCAAUCCAUCAAUGCUUGCCGAGGGCAAGAAACGCUCCUUGAAGACUGAAUACGCCAAUUCUCCUCGAUUAUCAUGGCUUGUAGCUAAUGCCGAACAUCUCGAUGAGGUAGAGAGUGACAGUAUUGAUUUAUAUACCGUGGCGUUUGGAAUAAGGAAUUUUACGGACAAGGAUCGUGCACUGAGGGAGGCGUAUAGAGUAUUAAAGCCGGGUGGAGUGUUUGCAUGCUUAGAAUUCAGCGGGGUUACGAAUCCGCUGUUUGAUGCAGUCUACAAGAGGUGGAGUUUUGGUGCUAUUCCGUUGAUUGGGCAGCUAGUUGCUGGGGAUAGGGCGAGCUAUCAGUACUUGGUCGAGAGUAUUGAGAAGUUCCCCAAGCAAGAGGAGUUUAGGGAUAUGAUCAAGGCCGCGGGUUUUGUUGUGCCUGGGAAAGGAUGGGAAGAUCUGACUGGUGGCAUUGCAGCGAUUCACAAGGGAAUCAAACCAGUCCAGAAGUUGUAAGCAUACCAGUGUAUCAUAUGUAUCAUAGGCAAACCUAAGGAAGUGAAGUUCCCAUAAUUAUUUGACUCGAG